Molecule: messenger RNA, 1113 nt
Organism: Penicillium daleae
Lineage: Eukaryota; Fungi; Ascomycota; Eurotiomycetes; Eurotiales; Aspergillaceae
Gene: ksrA
Product: 3-dehydrosphinganine reductase
Exons: 3
Coding region: 1-1113 (370 amino acids)
Biological process (GO): sphingolipid biosynthetic process
Cellular component (GO): endoplasmic reticulum membrane
Molecular function (GO): 3-dehydrosphinganine reductase activity
Source: RefSeq, a predicted model, not a curated record
AUGCCUCAUCUUCCCUCAUUCACUCUACCUUAUAAUAUCUCGAGCCCGUUAUUGGGAGUAUCGAUACUGGUCUGCACCGCCAUUGCCUAUACGGUUGCCAAGAUGUUCGGAUUCACCCGCAAGAACGAGUUCCCCGUCGAGGGUCGAACUGUCGUUGUCACUGGCGGCUCUGAUGGCAUGGGUCGUGCUCUCGCCAUCCAGCUCGCUGCCAAAGGCGCUCACGUCGUUGUGGUUGCUCGAACUGUCUCCAAGCUCCAGAGCACUGUUGAAGCGCUCAAGGCUAUUGCUCGGAACCCCAUGAAGCAGCGGUUCUUUUACAUUAGCGCCGAUCUCAUUGACAGCGCCGAAUGUGAGCGUGUGAUCGCCGAAGUCACUGCCUGGAAUGACGACUGUGCCCCCGAUGUCGUCUUCUGCUGUGCGGGCUUCUGCCAUCCUGGUUUUUUCACCGAUGUGCCCCUCUCCGUCCAGCGUCAGCAGAUGGACACUGUCUACUGGACUGCCGCUAACAUGGCUCAUGCCACCCUCCGCAAAUGGUUGACUCCCGUUCCCCCCAGUGGGCAGAUCAAGAACCCUCGUCGACACUUCAUCUUCACUUGCUCUACCCUUGCAUUUGUCCCAAUUGCUGGUUACGGUCCUUACUCGCCUGCCAAGGCUGCCAUUCGCUCGUUGUCGGAUACCCUCAGCCAGGAGAUUGAGAUGUAUAAUGGAGCCUAUUCUCAGCGACACCGCAACUCAGCCCCUGCUGCUGAUAUCAAGAUUCACACUGUCUUCCCGAUGGGUAUUCUCAGCCCUGGGUUCGACAACGAGCAGAGGAUUAAGCCCGAGUUGACCAAGAAGCUUGAGGAGGCUGACAAGCCCCAGACUCCCGAGGAGGUCGCCCGGAUUACCAUUGCGGCUCUGGAGCGUGGCGAGUAUCUGAUCACCACCAUGUUUGUGGGCAACAUCAUGAAGGCAACUGCUCUUGGAGCCAGUCCUCGCAAUGCUAUCGUUGGCGACACCCUGCUCAGCUGGCUCAGCAACCUGGUCUUCCUUCAUGUUAUUCCUGAUCUCCGCAACAAGGCAUUCAACUGGGGUAAGACUCAUGGACUGCCCAAGUCUUCGAACCAGGAUUAG